Molecule: messenger RNA, 2640 nt
Organism: Belonocnema kinseyi
Lineage: Eukaryota; Metazoa; Arthropoda; Insecta; Hymenoptera; Cynipidae
Product: acetylcholinesterase
Exons: 6
Coding region: 467-2383 (638 amino acids)
Biological process (GO): choline metabolic process; acetylcholine catabolic process in synaptic cleft
Cellular component (GO): plasma membrane
Molecular function (GO): acetylcholinesterase activity
Source: RefSeq, a predicted model, not a curated record
GCCGCCGCGUGUGAAAUCCCACAUUCAGUCUCUACGAUUUUAAAUUUAAAAAAAGAAAAGCGGAAUAUAUAAAUCGUGAUGAAAAAAUAGAAGUUGAAAAACUGUAGGUAAAGAACUGAUGGUAGAAAGGAUGAUCAAAUUAUGAUAAAAGAGCGGAUAUUAGAUCCGAUCUUUGGUAAGGAAUGAAAGAUACAAAGAUAACCUGAAAAAGCCGAUAUCACCAUGAUGAAGAUCAGAAACUGCUAGAUACAAUCUUCGAUUAGGAGUUUCCAGUAUUAGAUAAGUUUCUGUGUUUGUAGUGUUGAUUAGACAGGAACCCGAUGAGAUGAAAAGUGUGAGAAAAUAGUUCAAGUUUAGAUAAUAGAAACUGAAAUUCUCCUGGUUUUCUUUUUUUAUUGUGGAGUUCUCCAUUGUGGAGUACGCCAUCGCUAACUUGUUGAUCCGCCCGUGCCAGAGAUUCAAACCAAUGACGGCCUUCCUGCUCAGCAGGGGGCUCGUUUUUUCCAACAUGGCUUUAGUCCUUUUACCUCUCCUUCUUCUUCUGAGUACAGGAAUUCACUCAAGCUUUGCUAAUCCUCAGCCCUGGGAGACUCACACGGAUCCCUUGGUUGUAGACACUACAACCGGACUCAUGAGGGGAUUUUCUCGUACCGUUCUAGACGGCCACGAGGUCCAUGUCUUCUAUGGAGUCCCCUUCGCAAAACCCCCGAUUGGACCCCUCAGGUUUCGGAAACCUCAACCAGUUGAUCCCUGGCAUGGAAUUCUUGAGGCCACGACUUUGCCAAACUGCUGCUACCAGGAGAAGUAUGAAUACUUCCCAGGAUUCGAGGGUGAGGCGAUGUGGAACCCGAAUACCAAUAUUUCGGAGGAUUGUCUUUAUCUAAACAUCUGGGUUCCCCAAAGAGUUCGACUAAGGCAUCAGGGUGCAGAACCACCAGUUGGAAGAGAAAAACACGGAGCACCUAUUCUUGUCUGGAUCUAUGGGGGAGGAUAUAUGAGUGGAACAGCAACUCUAGAUGUUUAUGAAGCAGACAUAAUGGCUGCAAGUACCAAUUCUAUUGUUGUAUCUAUGCAAUAUCGGGUAGGAGCUUUUGGAUUUUUGUAUCUGAACCAACACUUCCCGAACAGCCAGGAGGCUCCAGGGAAUAUGGGCUUGUGGGACCAGGUGAUGGCACUUCAGUGGCUGAAGGACAACGCUGCAGCUUUUGGCGGGAAUCCUGACUUGAUCACUAUCUUCGGAGAAUCAGCUGGUGGUGGAUCAGUUUCUCUUCAUUUGAUAUCCCCUGCUACGAGAGGAUUGGUGAGGAGGGGUAUUCUUCAAAGUGGAACUUUAAAUGCUCCUUGGAGUUACAUGACAGCAGAAAAAGCUGAUGAGGUGGCCAGGAUUCUUGUUGAAGAUUGUGGAUGCAACUCAAGUUUGCUUAUGGAAAACCCUGCGCAUGUUAUGGCGUGUAUGAGAUAUGUGGAUGCGAAGACCCUGUCGGUCCAGCAGUGGAACAGCUAUUGGGGACUUCUUGGCUUUCCAUCAGCACCUACUAUUGACGGAGUUUUCCUGCCAAAGGAUCCUUUAGAGCUGUUAAAGGAGACGGACUUUGAGGAGACGGAGAUCUUGAUUGGGAACAAUAAAAAUGAAGGAACCUACUUUAUAUUGUACGAUUUCAUCGACUACUUCGAGAAAGAUAACCCGAGUCCUCUUGAUAGAACCAAAUUUCUGCUAAUCAUGAACACAAUCUUCAAGAAUAUGUCGCAAAUCGAGCGAGAUGCCAUUACAUUCCAGUAUACAGACUGGGAUAAUCUGAAGGACGAAUACAUGUACCAGAGAAUGGUAGCAGAUGCAGUUGGUGAUUAUUUCUUCAUCUGCCCUUCGACCCAUUUCGCCCAACUCUUUGCAGAUCGUGGCAUGAAAGUCUACUAUUAUUUUUUCACACAGACAAGCAGUACGAAUUUAUGGGGUGACUGGAUGGGCGUAAUGCAUGGUGAUGAGAUCGAGUACGUUUUUGGUCUUCCACUGAAUAUGUCCCUUAAAUAUACCGAUAAAGAGCGUGACCUUGCUCAAAGAUUUUUAUCAAUCUACUCCAACUUCGCUUUACACGGGAAACCAACACAAAGUGAAGCUGAAUGGCCACCAUAUACGAGAGAUGAUCCUCGGUAUUUUAUUUUAGACGCCGAAAAGACCGGCUUUGGAAAAGGUCCUCGCAUGACCGCCUGCGCUUUCUGGAACGAUUUUCUUCCUCGACUGAAAGGAAUACCUGAUCCGGAACCGGAAGCUUGCAACAGGGUUAUAGCAUCCAGCGUCUCAGCAGGUUCGGAUAGGCUCAGAUCGACUCUCAGACCUGCUCUAACAUUUUUACUUUUCACCCUGGCAAUAUCCACGAUAAUGUAAGCCAUGAGAUGACACUUCCAGUAGUACAACAUCCGCUGGCACGGAAUUCUGCUUCAAGAAGGACGUCCAGAUGCUUAUGCAAUUUCCAAUCAAGGAUCAGAUUCGCCUCCAUCUGAAUAAUAUAGAGGCAAAGAAUAGAAAGCAGUAAGCCCGGAGUGAGGCCAAGGUUCAAAAAUAAACGUAGAAAAUGCUGACAGAAAGGGAAAAAUAUAAAAUCGCGAAUAAAAAAAUCUGAGUAAUGAUGGCUGGGAAAUUAA